CCAACACCAUACCCCAACCAGGCCAUGCGGAAGAGAUUGUAUAGUCAUUCAAAAGGCAAUGUCGGAGCUGUCAGUUUGAACCUUCUUUACCAGGCUACGGACCAACGCCAUUAUGACUUCUCGCUUCUUUGGAAUAAACACGAUUCGCGGUGACGAUAUUAAUUGCUGCCGCAAAAGAUCGUGGGUCUACUUCUGUUGCUUCCAAAGACAAAUAUUGUUGGAAUACAUCGCAGAUAGGAAGCAACUCAGGGUAGUGUUGGAUUAUUGGAGGCAGAUAUAGUACACUUCCCUUUGUACCCUUUGCUCCUGAUACUCAAGAUUGCCUAAACCACCCUUUUAUCACGCACUAUUGCACUUACCAAAGCCCAAGUACCAAGGCUCGAGACCUACCCUUGAAAAUAUCAACAUGGCCUCUUCAACUUUCGACAUCAUCAUUGUAGGAGGCGGAACAGCCGGCUGCGUGCUCGCAAACAGACUCUCAGAGAAUGAGCAUUACCGCAUCCUCCUUAUAGAAUCAGGAGAAGACCUGACGAAUGACCCUCGAACCAAUGUCCCUCACUGGGCCCGCUUCUCAUGGCUACAGAUGCCAACUGGGGCUUUACGACAGUUCCCCAGGUAAGCGAGUCCUAUUUCCAAGCAAAUCUACGGUUACGCUGCUAAUGAGUUCAAAGUCCAAUCUCGGAAAUCGCACUAAUAUGGUGCCUGCUGGUCGUUUACUUGGAGGAUCAAGCGCUAUCAACGGUUUCGCCUUUCUUCCGAAUUCCAAGUUAAGCAUUGAGACCUGGGCCAAUCUUGGUAAUCCAGGUUGGGACGAGGAAGCCUUCUCUAGAUCUGUAGGACGAUUCAGUCUAGCCACAUCCCAAUUCGCCAAGAAUCCCACCAAAAGCCCUCUCCAGAUCACUAUUCGAGAAGAGGAUACAGAGUGGCCGCGUGUAUGGAGGGAAACACUUGCGACACUUGGAUUUCCGCUUGCUCAAGAUACAUUAACCUCUGGUAACAUCCUGGGAAGCGUAAUGGGAGGGGAAACAAUCGGGCUGGACAAGAAGAGAAGCUAUUCGGCUAAGGCGUACUUAAACACAAAUCGGUCAAAAGCCAAUCUCACAAUUUGGACAAAAGUCACUGCAGAACAAAUUUUCUUCAAAAACAACGAUUCUGGUGUCCCCACUGCAGUUUGGGUUACGAUUCGCAACAGCGAUACUGGGACUUCGAAGUCGGUCUUCGCAGAUAAGUGAGUCAUUCUGAGUAGUGGAGCGAUCAAUUCUCCGCGGUUACUGGAGCUGUCCGGCGUUGGUAACCCAAAGAUCCUCGACCCGCUUGGAAUAGAUGUCGUUGUAAACAAUCCCAACGUCGGCGAGCACUUGCAAAACCAUCCACUUGUAACUGUUACCUUCGAAGGACGCGAUGAGGAAGGAUUCGAUACAAUAGACCAGAUACUGCGCAAAGAUAAAGAGGCUCUCUCAAAGGCAGGAGCGGCAUAUGCAAAAGGCUUUGGACCAGGAGCCAAAAGCAAUUUGAAUGUCCUCGCUCAACUACCAGUUGAAAUAGACAACCAGCUAAAGGAGGCUUCGGAUAUCAUGCUGCCGCAGUAUCCAGAUCCAUCGACAUCUCUAAUCAAAACACACGAAUCAUUCGUCAGAGCCGUCAUUACUUCCCCAGAAGAAGCCUCCGGAUGUUACAUGACCGCACCAGGUUUCCUGUGCCUCUCGGGAGCUGGAUCCUUCGUCCCUUCCAAUCCAGGGACAGAGAAAUACUUCACAAUAGGCAUCCACCUCGCACAUCCACUCUCUCGCGGCUCGGUCCACAUCAAGUCAUCCUCAACGCCACUUUCCCCGACAGACAUAUCUAUCGAUCCAAAUUUCUUUUCACACCCCCUCGAUAUUGAGAUACUUGCCCGGCACGUUCAGCUAUCAGAGAAGAUCGCCAUGACGGAGCCUCUCUCACGCCAUCUGAAACUAGACGGGAAACGCGGCCCUGGUAUGCCGAAAGCUGGGGGAUUUGCCGACAUCACGGUUGCGAAGGAGUAUGUUUUGGAUAGGGCUGCAGGUGCUCACCAUUGA
Hymenoscyphus albidus is the source of this 2057-nucleotide messenger RNA. The record is from the annotation of a GenBank genome assembly. NCBI's taxonomy places the organism in Eukaryota, Fungi, Ascomycota, Leotiomycetes, Helotiales, Helotiaceae.